Messenger RNA from Desarmillaria tabescens, 1734 nucleotides. RefSeq lists its product as uncharacterized. Lineage: Eukaryota; Fungi; Basidiomycota; Agaricomycetes; Agaricales; Physalacriaceae. The record is from RefSeq and is a predicted model, not a curated record. The transcript has 2 exons. The coding region runs from base 113 to 1558 and encodes 481 amino acids.
GUCCAUUCUCUCUUGCUCUCAUCAUCGACAUCCUCCAUUGAAAUUUUGCUGCAGUGCCGUGAACCACGGCAUUCCAAUUUGGCGCACCCGCUAACCGUUACUAUAAAAAAAGAUGACGGCUUCUGUUCAUUCCGCGCACUUGACCUAUCAGCAACGCGGAUGGACCAAUUGCUCAAAUCAAAUAAUCCACCUCUUUCACCUAGAGAGCGUUAUCGGCGACGGCCACGCGUUUUUGUCUAGGAUAAUGGAGCGGAUAACUCAAACACGUGCUGCGCUCGAGGAACUAUUGGAUGAGGAGAGACGUGUCGAGCGUUUGAUUCAAUCCUGCAAGACAGUUAUAUCCCCUAUCCGUAAUAUUCCGGAGGAUAUCGUACGCGAAAUUUUCGUGGCAUGUUUGGACAUUGAUAAGCCAGAGAGAAAGGAUUCAUUGGACAGGAAUUCUCCACCUUUGGCUCUUUCGCGGGUCUGCAGGGACUGGAGAAGCAUCGCGCUGUCAACAUCUCAGCUCUGGUCAUUCCUUUCUCUGGAUUUUGACCGAUACCGGAAUGAAGUGGCGUGUCUAUAUCUCCUUCAGAUGUACAUUUUACGAUCUGGGAUGCACGAUAUCACCCUUUCCCUACGCAGCACGGAAGGGCUCUCAGCGAAGAACCCUCUUAUCCCUAUCCUUUUUUCGAGCGCACCGCGAUGGAUUGACCUCCAUAUUGCUAUUCCAUACCUAGCAUUACACGCUUUCUCUCCCGUCAGAGGAUCUCUGUACUGCCUCACUCGUCUUCGUGUGGAGUUCAUGAAUGAACCGCCGAUGCCUCUCGCCGCACAUUCCAAACCCAUAUUUAAUGCCUUCGAGUAUGCGCCACUACUCUGUAGCAUGUCCAUAAAUACUGUAUGCAGCGCAGUCGAACAGCUGAGUCUGCCAUGGCCCCAGCUCACCCAGUUCACUGGGAACGAUUGGACAAGCACAUACAUUGAUAUCUUACAGCUCGCGCCAGAUAUGGGGAGCAUGUCUUUGCAGUGUGACGAUGACCGUGAUUUUGAUAUUGUCCUUCCUUCUUUGCCGUUCCGCCAUCACGGGCUUCGUAGGCUUCACGUUCACGAGGAGGUAGAGAGUCCUAGUUCCGAUAUCCUUUCAGAGGGAGGUAUCGUGCAUGUUCUUUCACAUAUUGAAUUCCCUGCUCUCCAGACACUGAGUAUGGCGUACCAGCAUCCUGACAUACGGAUUCCUAGUUCUCUGCACUUGGGUAACCUGAGCAGCCUUUCGAUCGACGCAUCUUUCAUCAUUCCCACUGGGGCGCAGGCUAAUUUACUCAGUCUCCUCAGAACGACACCCUCGCUUACACAUUUAUCCAUGUCUAUGUCUAUGGCGCCCGAAGAAGAUGCGAUUCUCCUCGGGCUUAACUUCAGGAUCAAUCCUGACGUCGUUCCCGGUCUCAAGUCGUUGGCUUUCCGGUUCAUAAAUAGGUACCCCGGUCUGUCGAGCGUUUUUGUUGACAUGGUUGAGUCUAGGAGGCCUGGGUUGGAGUCUUCGUUUAUCGGUGCCGCCUGUCAUGCCGCCACCACCUAGUGCGUUGGUUGACCGUUGGUCUAGGCUUUGUGAUGAAAGCUUUGUUAUAUACAGCAUGGAGCGAUAAUGGUUCACCCGCCAACGCAGUCAGGUACCAGAAAUCGAAAGGCAUACGUACUUGUCCAGUGUGGUGUAGCUAUUGUUUGCGGCAUAAUUUAAUUUGGCUCGAAUGAACU